Molecule: messenger RNA, 1206 nt
Organism: Aspergillus bombycis
Lineage: Eukaryota; Fungi; Ascomycota; Eurotiomycetes; Eurotiales; Aspergillaceae
Product: DMT family transporter
Exons: 6
Coding region: 1-1206 (401 amino acids)
Biological process (GO): regulation of peptide transport
Cellular component (GO): membrane
Source: RefSeq, a predicted model, not a curated record
AUGUCCACUGGUGUCGCAAGGCGAACACUUGGCAUUGGGUUGCUUCUGAUUGUAGUCGUCCUGUGGACGGCUUCGAAUUUCCUGGCUAGUACGAUAUUCGCCGACGAUACGUACUCCAAACCGUUCUUUGUGACUUAUAUUAACACCUCGUUUUUUAUGCUUCCUCUCUUUACGAUAAUUCUUGGCCGGAUCUGGAGAUUAUGGCGCUCGGGAAAGCUCUCCCAGAUACACUCGUUUCAAAGUUUCUUGCGGCACAUUGAUUCACAUGAUCCGGAUGCUGAAACAACAGGGCGGGACAACGCUUACGAGCCCGUAGACCCUGAAACAUGGAACGCAGCUACGUUGGAUUCGGGAGGGAAAGAAGAGGAGUCUGUCAAGCUGGGCUUGAGGGCGACUGCAAAGUUAAGCCUGCAAUUUUGCAUGUUAUGGUUCCUUGCAAACUAUUUUGCUUUGGCUUGCCUGCAAUACACGACCGUAGGCAGCACCACCAUCUUGACUUCUACCAGCGGUGUCUGGACCCUGAUUUUCGGCGCACUCAUUGGUGUUGAAAAGUUCACCGUCCGCAAACUCGCCGGCGUCGUCGCCUCUUUGGUGGGAAUUAUUCUGAUAUCCCGUGUUGAUCUAUCUGCAUCAGAAGCACCCCCUGCAGAUGAUGGCAGCGGUAGCAGGUUUCCGAACAAAAGCUCCACCGAGAUCGCCCUCGGUGAUGCUAUGGCCGGAUUCAGCGCAGUCAUGUACGGAGUGUAUACGAUUGUUUUAAAGAAGCAAGUCGGAGAUGAGUCCCGAGUGAACAUGCAGUUAUUCUUUGGUCUCGUUGGACUCAUUAAUAUGCUCCUCCUUUGGCCCGGUUUCAUUAUCAUGCAUUUCACUGGUCUUGAGACAUUUGCACUCCCUGACACAGGCACAGUUUGGACUAUCAUUUUGGUUAACUCCGUAUCUUCCCUCUUGUCAGACAUCUGUUGGGCCUACGCUAUGCUCUUGACAACUCCUCUUGUCGUCACCGUCGGUCUCUCACUGACCAUCCCGCUCUCCCUUGUGGGCCAGAUCUUCCUCCAAGGCAUAACGUCGAGCGCGCUGUAUUGGGUCGGCGCUGCGAUCGUGUUCCUGUCGUUCUUGGUCGUGAACCAUGAAAGUAAGGAGAAAGAUUACGAGGAAGCGUCAACGGCAGACUAUGAUGCCAUUCCCGGAGAAGAGACGGGGAGGUGA